This is a messenger RNA of Nestor notabilis (Kea), 870 nucleotides long. Its product is annotated as cytochrome P450 26C1-like. The transcript is spliced from 2 exons. The record is from RefSeq and is a predicted model, not a curated record. Gene Ontology annotation, molecular function: iron ion binding; heme binding; oxidoreductase activity, acting on paired donors, with incorporation or reduction of molecular oxygen. NCBI's taxonomy places the organism in Eukaryota, Metazoa, Chordata, Aves, Psittaciformes, Psittacidae. Gene Ontology annotation, biological process: sterol metabolic process. The annotation marks the transcript as partial.
GAGUCAGCAAUCGAGCUCAUAUUUGCUGCUUUUUUCACUACGGCUAGCGCGAGCACCUCUCUGAUCCUCCUGCUACUGAAGCAUCCCCCAGUGAUUGAAAAAAUAAGGCAGGAGCUGCUGUCCCAUGAGAUGUACCAGCAGUGUGAGCACUGCCCUGCGGGACACUGUCUGGACACCCUUAGUACCCAGAGCAGGGGCAGCAAGGAGCCACUUACCUACCCCAUGGCCAAAGAUGCUCCUAAGGAUCAGAGCCAGCCCCCAGGUCCAACAGAGGCAGGUUCCCAUCAGCCCUGUGCCCCUCCAGAGCUCACCUUCCCCCAGAGCAGUCCCUGCACUGGUUCCCAGCUCCAGGCACCGCCAAGGCAGAGCUGUCGCCACCCCUCGGACAUCAGCCUGGAGAAGCUGAGCCGCCUGCGCUACCUGGACUGUGUGAUUAAGGAGGUGCUGCGGGUGCUGCCCCCAGUCUCCGGAGGCUACAGGACGGCACUGCAGACUUUCGAGCUAGAUGGCUACCAGAUCCCCAAAGGCUGGAGUGUCAUGUACAGCAUCCGUGACACACAUGAGACAGCAGCCGUCUACCAGAGUCCCCCCAGUGGCUUUGACCCAGACCGCUUUAGUGCCUCCCGGAUGGAGACUGCAGGCCGCUUCCACUACAUCCCCUUUGGUGGUGGGGCACGGAGCUGCAUUGGCAAGGAGCUGGCACAGGCCAUCCUCAAACUGCUGGCCAUCGAGCUGGUCAGCACGGCCCGCUGGGAGCUGGCCACCCCCAGCUACCCUGCCAUGCAGACCGUGCCCAUCGUGCACCCUGUCGAUGAUGGGCUGCAGCUCUAUUUCCACCCCCUGCAGCCCAGCCACGGCAGAGAGGGUUGA